Molecule: messenger RNA, 1676 nt
Organism: Anas platyrhynchos (mallard)
Lineage: Eukaryota; Metazoa; Chordata; Aves; Anseriformes; Anatidae
Gene: STAC3
Product: SH3 and cysteine rich domain 3
Biological process (GO): positive regulation of protein localization to plasma membrane; skeletal muscle contraction; positive regulation of voltage-gated calcium channel activity
Molecular function (GO): protein binding
Source: RefSeq, a predicted model, not a curated record
UUUCUCGGCGUCAGCCUCCGCCAGCGCUCAGCUGUCGGCUCCCCUCUGGCCUGUCACUCCCGCUCUCCACGGGACUGGGGCGGCUGCCCCCCUCCCUGCACACCCAGCGCAUUGGGCUGGGGGCUCCGCAGCCAGCAAAGGCUCUGACACCGGCCACCCACCCCUUGCAGGGUUUUUCGUCGCGGGACGUGAGCUCCAGACACGGCUAUGACAGAGAAGGAAGUGCCAGAGCCGCCAGCUUCACCCGCUUCAGGUGGGAAACCCAAGAGCCGGCAGCUACAGAAGCUGAAGCAACUUUUCCAGCGAAAACCCAAGGAGGAGGUGGCGCCGGAGCCGCAGCCCAACGGGGAGCUUGUCAGCCCCUCAGGGGGACCCAUCUACUACAUCUACGAGGAGGAGGAAGAGGAGGAAGAGGAGGAGGAGCCUGAGCCCCCUCCUGAGCCCCAGAAACUUGUCAAUGACAAACCCCACAAGUUCAAGGAUCAUUACUUCAAAAAGCCCAAGUUCUGUGACGUUUGUGCCCGCAUGAUCGUCCUCAACAACAAGUUCGGCCUGAGGUGCAAGAACUGCAAAACCAACAUCCACCACCACUGCCAGUCCUACGUGGAGAUGCAACGCUGCUUCGGUAAAAUCCCCCCAGGGUUUCGCCGGGCGUACAGCUCGCCCCUGUACAGUGACCAGCAGUACGCCUGCGUCAAGGAGCUGCUCUCAGCCAACAGGAGCGACCCCGUGUUCGAGACCCUCCGGACAGGCGUCAUUAUGGCCAACAAGGAGCGCAAGAAAGGGCAGGAUGACAAGAAAAAUCCUUUGGCUGCGAUGAUGGAUGAGGAACCCGAGGCCACAAAGCCAGAAGGGGGCAAAACGGAGGGCGGCACUUCUGAAGGGGACAAGAAGGCUGAGAAGAGCACGACAGAUGAUAAGAACAAGAAGCCCCAGCCGGGGAUGCGUGGUGGCUAUCUGCAGUCUCACUAUUUCGUGGCGCUUUAUCGCUUCAAAGCCUUGGAGAAAGACGACCUGGAUUUCCCGCCAGGGGAGAAGAUCACGGUGGUUGAUGACUCCAAUGAGGAGUGGUGGCGGGGGAAGAUUGGUGAAAAAAUUGGCUACUUCCCCCCGAACUUCAUCAUCCGGGUGCGGGCUGGGGAGCGGGUGCACAAGGUGACUCGCUCCUUCGUGGGCAACCGGGAAAUUGGGCAGAUCACGCUCAAGAAGGAUCAGAUCGUGGUGCAGAAAGGUGAGGAGGUGAACGGUUACGUGAAAGUCUACACCGGCCGCAAAGUGGGGCUCUUCCCCGUGGACUUCCUGCAGGAGAUCUGAGCAGGGCAGCAUCCCGGGGCCCCCCAGCAGGGGGGACGGAUGGACCCUGGCUGCGGGGAGCUGCGGAGCCAGGCAGGGAUGGCUGGCACCCUAUCCCUGAUGCCUGUGGUGAUGGGGCCUUCAGUGGGGACCGUCUCCACCAGGACCGGGCAGGCCAGGGGCACGGGAGGUGCCUCUCUGGGGCUGUUCCCCUCUGGGGCUUUUGGUGCCCGCAGAGACCCUGGGUGUGAGGAGGGGGCUGCUUGGAUGCCACCCAGCUCCUGCGCCUUGGGUGGUGGAUGACUCGGGGGUGUCAGUGGGGUCCUGUCCCAGUGCUCUGGGCUGUGUAAUUCUGUGUUUUGGCAAUACACGUCUGCUCCUGA